AUGGCUGCCGCGCAGCCAAGGUCUGUCUUGGUCCUUUACGGCUCCGAGACGGGUAACGCGCAAGAAAUUGCCGAAGAGCUGGGCAGAACCUGCCAAAGGCUGCAUUUCCAGAGCACUGUCGAGGAAAUGAAUGCCGUCGCAUUGCCAGCACUGUUGCAAAAUGAGCUCGUGAUCUUUGUCAUCUCUACCACUGGGCAAGGUGACAUGCCGCAUAAUUCCACUCUACUCUGGAAGAGGCUUCUGCAAAGAAGACUGCCCGCAGACUGCUUGACGCAGGUUCAAUACACCUGCUUCGGGCUGGGCGACAGUACAUAUCUCAAAUUCAACUGGGCUGCGCGCAAAUUAAUUCGGCGGCUGAGCCAGCUUGGUGCCUCAACAUUCUUUGAUACGUUCGAGGCUGAUGAGCAGUUUCCUGAUGGAAUCGAUGGUUCGUUUGCUCGAUGGUCAGAGAGCCUCUCGAAGCACUUGCUGGAGAAAUACCCCCUCCCCGAAGGGCUGGAACCGAUUCCCCAAGACGUCAUACUUCCACCGCGCUGGUCACUGGAACCAGCUCUACGUGACAUUGAGACACGAGAGAAUGGUGUCUCAUCUCCCCACGCUGCUCCGACCAAUGACCCUCCUAUAGAUCUUCUGCCUGUGCUUGGUGGCUGGACUGCCACCGUCGCCGUCAAUAAGCGCACGACCCCAGAGUCCCACUGGCAGGAUGUCCGUCUGGUCUCUUUCGACGUGCCUCCAAGAUCCAAAGGCGCGCCAGAAUCCGACGGCAACACCGCGACCGAGAUGCUGCGAUGUCAACCGGGUGACUGUCUCACUAUAUACCCCAAGAACUUUCCCGAAGACGUCCAGCGGCUCAUUGCCUUGAUGGGCUGGGGCGACAUCGCCGACUCCCCCCUCGACCUGUCCAAAUGCGACUCACUACCGCGUGGUCUCCAUGCACCUCUAAAGACAACCCUGCGCAGACUCCUUCUCAACAACAUUGACAUCACCGCCAUUCCGCGGCGGUCGUUUCUCAAGAGCAUGUCCUUCUUCUCCACCGACGCCUACCACCAGGAGCGCCUGCUGGAGUUCAACAUGCCCGAGUACAUUGACGAGUACUUUGACUACGCCACGCGCGCCCGGCGCACCAUCAUCGAGGUGCUCGAAGAGUUCACCUCGGUGCGCCUGCCCGCCGCGCGCCUCUUUGACAUUUUCCCGCUGAUUCGCGGGCGCGACUUUAGCAUCGCCAGCGGCGGCGACCAGCUCUACCCCGGCGGCCGAGCAGCAGUGAGAGCUGCUCAGGAUACUACAGCCUCUGCUACCACUCCUCCUGCGACAAGAGUCGACCUACUCAUCGCCCUGGUGCGCUACCAGACCGUCCUACGCAAGCCCCGACAGGGCCUCUGCUCGCGCUACCUGGCGGACAUGCCCGUCGGCGCGCGGCUCACCGUCACGAAAAAGGACGUGCAGUCGCCCAUCCACGGCGCCGCCAACGCCCAGCGGCCGCUCAUUGCCAUGGCCACCGGCACCGGCGUCGCGCCCGUCCGCAGCCUCAUCCACGAGCGUCUGACACACGCCUCCAUCGCGCCCAUGCUCCUCUUCUUUGGCAACCGGAACCGCGCGGCCGACUACUUUUUCCAAGAGGAAUGGACGGCGCUGGGACGAGAAGCUUCCGGCGCCAGUUCUGCAGAUUCGAGAAGCAGCAGCAGCGACAAUCAGCUGACCAUAUUCCCCGCCUUCUCGCGCGACCAGCGCGAAAAGGUGUACGUGCAGGACCUCAUCCGGCGCGAGGCGGCCACGCUGGCCGCGCUGAUCCCGCAGCGGCCCAUCUUUGCCGUCUGCGGCGGCUCGUCCCGCAUGGCCGACGCGUGCAAGAGCGCCGUGUGGGAGCCGUUCCUGGCCGCGGCGGGCCAGGACGAAGCGGCGAGGGAGGAGCGCAAGAUGAUGCUGGAUGCGGUGACGUGGUGGCAGGAGAUUUGGUAG
Messenger RNA from Akanthomyces muscarius, 1959 nucleotides. RefSeq lists its product as uncharacterized. Gene Ontology annotation, molecular function: flavin adenine dinucleotide binding; NADPH-hemoprotein reductase activity; FMN binding. The transcript has 4 exons. The coding region runs from base 1 to 1959 and encodes 652 amino acids. The record is from RefSeq and is a predicted model, not a curated record. Gene Ontology annotation, cellular component: cytosol. Lineage: Eukaryota; Fungi; Ascomycota; Sordariomycetes; Hypocreales; Cordycipitaceae.